Molecule: messenger RNA, 3136 nt
Organism: Bradysia coprophila
Lineage: Eukaryota; Metazoa; Arthropoda; Insecta; Diptera; Sciaridae
Gene: unk
Product: RING finger protein unk
Molecular function (GO): metal ion binding
Source: RefSeq, a predicted model, not a curated record
UUUAUGUUUCAUUUUAAUGUCAUUGGGGUGUCAAGUAUAGAAUGUUCGUUCGGAAAUAUUAUCAGACUAUUAAUUAUUAUUACGACUAAAAAAGUAAUUUCCUCAUAAAGAAAGUGAUUCGGGCCUACCUAUAACUGCUUGAACGCAUAUCGCGUUGUUUUUGUUCGGUAUUUAUUACGACGAUAACCGUUUCGUAAAAAUGGCGGCGGACAAUAAUUCCAAACAAGUUUUGUUGACAACAAGCCCCGAAAAACCGAAUCAUUACACUUAUUUGAAAGAAUUUCGUGUGGAACAGUGUCAGUCAUUUUUGCAACACAAAUGCAACCAACAUAGACCAUUCAUAUGCUUCAAUUGGCAUUUUAUGAAUCAACGACGCCGUCGUCCUGUUCGAAAAAGAGAUGGUACAUUCAAUUAUAGUGCCGAUAAUUACUGUGUUAAAUAUGAUGAAACAACAGGAGUUUGUCCAGAUGGAGAUGAAUGCCCGUUUUUACAUCGCACAGCUGGUGACACAGAACGCCGCUAUCAUUUGCGCUAUUAUAAAACGUGCAUGUGUGUCCAUGACACGGAUGCCCGUGGCUAUUGCGUCAAAAAUGGUCAUCAUUGCGCCUUCGCCCAUGGUUUGCACGAUCAACGGCCAGCUGUCUAUGAUAUUAAAGAAAUUGAGUCAUCGCAAACGGUUGAAACGAAUGGUGAUCUCAUAAACGUUCCGAAUGCACUCGACAAGGAACGGAAUUUAAUGAACGAAGAUCCGAAAUGGCAGGACACUAAUCACGUAUUGACAAAUUAUAAAACGGAACCGUGCAAGCGGCCACCGCGUUUAUGUAGACAAGGAUAUGCAUGUCCUCAAUAUCAUAACAGUAAGGACAAGAGACGAAGUCCACGGAAAUUCAGUUACAGAUCAACACCGUGUCCGAAUGUAAAACAUGGCGAAGAAUGGGGUGAACCAGCCAAUUGUGAAGCUGGCGAUAAUUGUCAAUAUUGUCACACUCGGACGGAGCAGCAAUUUCAUCCGGAAAUCUAUAAAUCAACAAAAUGUAAUGACGUUCAACAGGCUGGUUAUUGUCCUCGUAGCGUCUUCUGUGCUUUUGCACAUGUUGAACCCUAUAUUUUGACAGAGGAAGUACCGCCUAGAGAUCUAGACGGCCCGUCAGCUAAUUUAGCUCUAGGUGACAUAAUAUCAAACGUAUUACCAUUGGAUGGAAAAAAGGACAAACUAUUAGGAUCCGAUUCGAAUAAUAUAUUGAACGGAAGUGGUGAAAGCUGUGAAUCAGCUAGUACAUCAAGUGUAGGGUCAAAUCAUUCUCAUAGCAAAGCCCCUGGGGCGCAGCUACAACAGAAACAUAAUAUAUACCAAAACAACUUGAACGGUAAUUGUAAUCAAUCGUCAGCGAACGGUCAAUUAUCUAACGCAAUGAAUCCGUUUCCAGAUUUUAAUCCCGAUUUGACAAAACAAUUACUGUCGAUAGAAAAUGAUCCAACAAUAGGUCCGCUAGAAAAAGAACAACGGAAACGAAUGUGUAUGACUUUUAUCGGUUCCAUGGGCAAAUAUUCUAAUUUAGAUGAUUUAGCUAGACGUGAUUUAAGUCACUUAGAAAACUCAAUAUCGGCUGGAUUUGCUUCGACCGGUUUACUACAGAAUUCAUCACAACCAGUCAACAUACCCAAUUCGAUGUCGAAUUCAAUAUCUGGCAUCCUGCAAAAUACAUCAGCACCAGUAAACAUUCCGGGUAGUUCGUUAAGUAAUUUUAGCCCGAAUAAUCAUUCGCACAUGUUUUCCAUCACGGAUCCAUUCAGUCAUAUUAGUGGUUCGGCACCGAAAAUCAACAAUUCAUUUGGAACCACGGACAAUUUAUUUUAUCAAUCACAUUUGAUAUCACCGGGAUUAGAAGCAUUGUCCAUUAGUCCAGAGCUUAGAAUAUCUGAAUUAAAUACACUGCGAGACGAAUUAUCAAAUUCAAAUUCGGUCGGAAAUAGUUUAUUUGAGAAUAGCUUACAACAUAGCAAACCAUUCUCUAUGUCACCAUCAAUAAUGACCAAUCCUAGUAUGAACGAAAUGACUCGACUGCGCGAGGAAUAUGCACAAAAAAUGCGCUUCGAAGAUAGAAUCAGCAUUAUGCAGGCAACACAAGCAUGUGAAGCGUGGAAAACGGCUGUAGAUGAAAGUAAUCGAAAGGUGGCACUAGCUGAAGAGCAACGAGAUGAGGCUCUAAGCCGCGUACAAAUGUUAACCGAAAAAUUUGAUCAACUAAAUUCACAGAAUGGAUCCAACAUUCCGAGAGGAGAUCUUAGAGGAUUAUCUUUGCAGAAAUUGAAAGGACUACAGAUUUUCAUUUCCAAUCAACAGGCAAAAUUGCGAUCCGAUUUGGAGGAAGUUGAAAAAGUAUUAUAUUCGGAAACGGCUACAAAGUGCAUGAAUUGUGAAGAAAAUAAUCGAUCAGUGACAUUAGUACCGUGUAAUCAUUAUGUUCUGUGUGAUGUUUGUGCAGCUACUGUGCGUGAGUGUCCAUAUUGCCAAACCGUUGUUACUUCCCAGGCGUGAACAUUUUGUUUUUCUCUACCAACAAUGACAACUUUACGACACAACAAUUGAAGAAAAAAAAAUUAAUUUAAAAGAAAAGAAGAAAAAAAAUAAUUGAAAAAUCUCCAAUAUAAUCCAGGUGUAUGGAUUUAUCUAAAACAAUAUUACACACAACCACAGAAGCAAAACUCAAGCUAAAACUUAUAAAAACUAAAAGAAAAAAAAAAUAAUGACAAGAACAUGAGAACUAGAGGUAGAAAUUAAUUUGUAAAACUUUUUCCAAUUUUUGUUCUUAAAUAUUUUCACAUCUUGAUACGAAUAAGAUGGAAACAUCCGGCAAUGCAUUAAGCAUUGAUGGCAUUUGUGAAAUUCUAUUUAUAUUAUGUUUUCAUGUAUAGAUUUCGUAACCACUUAUUUCAAUUGAAUUGAUUUGAACACUCUAACGAUAACCAAAACAAUGAUUAGAGAAAACUAUAUUCAACAGAAAAUUUAAAUGAAAGAAAACAAAAACGAAAAUGUGUAAACGGUAGAUGAAGAUUCAAAUCUGAUAGAAUUGUAAUCAAAGUUGAAUUAUAGAUGUCAAUACGAAAACUCACGAAAGAAAGAAAAAAGAGAAAG